AUGGGCGCCCUGAGCUAUCUCCCGAUUCCCUACGUCCGCGCGCUGGUGCGGGAUACCGUCGUCGAUGCGUGCGUCUCGCACGUCUUGGCGCUCUACGGCCUCGUCGCGCUGUUGACGUAUUGGGUGCCAAAGGUGGCGGUGCAGAUGAUGCCGAGUCAGGAUUUAAAGAAGAAGUACGACGCGCAGUGGGCGCUCGUCACCGGUGGGUCCACGGGAAUCGGACGAUCGUUGGCGUUCGCGCUCGCGGAACAAGGGCUGAACGUCGCGGUGUGCGCGCUGGAUGACGAACAUCUGGAGACGACGUGUCGGGCGCUGCGGGAGAAAUUCGGCGCGACGAGCGAGAUUCGAAAAAUUGGAUGUAAUCUCGGCGAUCAGUCGGGGGCGUACGUGGAGACGAUCUCGAAGGCGUUGGAGGACGUGGAUGUGCAGGUGGUGUUCAAUAACGCCGGGUUCAUGCUCACGGGCUUUUUCGAUAAGCAGCCGUUGGAGAAGUUGAACGCGAACAACGAGUGCAACGCGACGAGCGCGAUGCGAAUCACGCACGUCUUCGUGCGAAGGAUGUUGGCAAAAAAACUGAGAGGGUGCGUUGUUUUCACCUCGAGCGCGGCGGCGUGUCAACCCACGCCGUUUUCGGCGAUGUACGGGGCGACGAAGGCGUACAUUUCGAGUUUCGCCGCCAACAUCGGCGUCGAGUUAAAGUCUCGAGGAAUCGACGUGUGCGCCGUGCAUCCGAGCCCGGUGGCGAGUAACUUUUACGACAAAGCGCAUAAAUUGGACUCACUCAACUUUUUCAUGAACUUUGCGGUGAAGCCGGAGGAGUUACCGACGGAGAUGUUCCGCCCGAUCGGUCGCGUCUUGUGGCACGACGUCGGCGGCGUCGCCAUCGGUUUCCGCAUGCUCCUCAAGCUCUUCGACUACGGUUUCUUCGCGACGCUCAUCUCGAGAUUCGCCCACCUCAUGGGCGAUUACAAGAAGAACGUGUAA
This is a messenger RNA of Ostreococcus tauri, 984 nucleotides long. Its product is annotated as Short-chain dehydrogenase/reductase SDR. The transcript has a single exon. Gene Ontology annotation, molecular function: oxidoreductase activity. Lineage: Eukaryota; Viridiplantae; Chlorophyta; Mamiellophyceae; Mamiellales; Bathycoccaceae. The record is from RefSeq and is a predicted model, not a curated record. The coding region runs from base 1 to 984 and encodes 327 amino acids.